UAGUUAUUAUUGGAACUCACGUGCCAGUCUGUGCUUUAGACUUCAUCCAGUAAACAUCUCAGAGGGCGGCCUGUGGAGCCACGACAGACGACCUCUGACACGGUAAUCUCACCUUAGUGUAAGCUGUGCUAUGGGAGGAGCGACUCAGGCCAAGCCCCUAAACCCCGCCGAGGAAGAGUUCGAGGUUCUUGACGUAAGAGGCACAGCACGCUCCAAGAUGUCGUGGAUCCAGCAGUUUGUGCAGGACUUGACCAGGGAACCGGUGACCAAGCAAGUGGUUGUGGGUGGUGUGUCAGGAUGGGUUGUAGGGUACCUGUCCAUGAAAGUAGGGAAGGUGGCUGCAACUGUUGUAGGAGGAAGCAUGAUCAUCAUGCAGCUGGCAGCUCACAAAGGAUACAUUCAAUCUCGGUCUCCUUCACAGGUCGACUGGAACCGCCUCAACAAAGACCUCGAGAAGAAUGCCAAGAAGCUGAAACGCGAAGUGGAAUCAAAUGUGAAUGGCAGUGCAGCAGAUCAGAGCACAUUGAAAGACACAGCACGUCGCCUAGACAGAAAGCUUGAGAAGGCAGCCGACAAGUUAGACCGCAAACUUGCACAAGCAGAACAAAAGGCUGACUGGUGGUUUAGCAAGAAAUUUGACUCGGCAAGAAAGAUGUACCGGAAGCACGUGCUGGGGGAUUCUAGCAACAUUACCGUAGAUGAACUUUAUAUGCUCAACAUGUAUAUAAUGGCAUUUUCAGUAGGAACAAUGCUUGGUGUGGGAACAGGCAAGGUUAUAUGAAGUUAUUAGACAGGAAAAUAUUGGAUCAUUAUUUUCCACAUAGCUGUGUGAUUUAAAAGGGCCUAUGUAUUGCUACAUAUAUUGUGUAUAGCAAGGUCUAACAGACAGUCAUUAAGUAUUCCUAUUUCUCCCAUGCAUGAUACUUUUAUUAUGUUAUAAGUCAGUGUAAGACAUGAAAUGCAAGGAAGGUAUAUAUAUAUAUAUUUUUUAAUGCAAUGUCUUCUUGAUGAUGGAAGAAGAAAGUGGUGGGGACAUGGUGAGUGUUCACCUCAGUAUUUUUUUUUUUUUUCCCUCCAAGGUCCCUCUAAGUUGCUGAGAUGGAUUAAUUUUACAAGCUUUAAGGACCAUCUUCCUCAGGAGGAGAAAAAAAAUCAUCUCCUCCAGAGCACCUUAGCAUCUACCUUCUGUCACUUAGCAUACAACUGUUUGUGUAUAUAUUCAUCCUGUAUACUCUAUACUGUAUACCCUAUACUGUAUAUCUGUAAAGGCAUGGGUUAUUAACAGAGGAUUCAGUCAACUAUAGGUCCUUCUGGUGCAGUUCUUUGGUUUGCUGAUGUAGGUUUUCUGUUGUGUAAGAGAUAUAGCUAUGGUCAUUCCUUCUAAUUUGAUUCUACUUUCUAGUGAUUCCAACUGAAGUUUUCAAGAGUGUAUCAACAAUCCAGUGAUCUGCUCUAAAUGCAUUCUAGUCGAUUGUAUUACAUUUUAUAAUGAAGUAGUAUUAACGAA
Messenger RNA from Penaeus chinensis, 1507 nucleotides. Its product is annotated as FUN14 domain-containing protein 1A-like. Gene Ontology annotation, biological process: autophagy of mitochondrion. The coding region runs from base 131 to 781 and encodes 216 amino acids. Gene Ontology annotation, cellular component: mitochondrial outer membrane. The record is from RefSeq and is a predicted model, not a curated record. The transcript is spliced from 5 exons. Lineage: Eukaryota; Metazoa; Arthropoda; Malacostraca; Decapoda; Penaeidae.